AUGUCGAUGGACGAGCCUGAGGAUCUGGAGAUGGAGGGAGAGGAGGGGAUAGACGCCAAGGAGCUGAAGAAGGAGCUGGCUGAGUCCAAGGCAGUUAAAGUGCUGAUGCUGGCAACACCAACCCCUUCUUCUUCUUCUCUCCUGCACAGAAUCCUCCACCUGGGUGGUUUUAAUAAGGAGGAGAAGGUGAUGUACAGAGAGGUGAUCUUUGGUAACAUCCUGCAGUCAGCUCUGUCCAUCGUCAGAGGCAUGGGCAUCCUGGGGAUCAAGUACGGAUCACCAGCCGCAGAGGAUGAGGGCACGAAGCUGGAGAACCUUUCCAACUCUACUGAAGAGGGCACCAUGCCUCCUGAGCUGGCUGAGUGCAUCAAGAAGUUGUGGCUGGACCCUGGCAUCCAGGAGUGCUUUGAGAGAGCAGCUGAAGGCUACCAGCUCCUCGACUCCGCUCACUACUUCCUCAGUGACCUUGACCGCAUCACCGCGGCUGACUUGACCCCCAAUGACCAAGACAUCCUACGGUGCAGGAUCACGACCGGCGGGGUUAACGAGGAGAGGUUCACCUGCAGAGACAUCCAAUUCAGGAUGUUUGAUAUGAGCGGUAGAAGAGAAGAGAGGAAGAAGUGGAUCCACUGUUUCCAGGGCGUCCAUUGCGUCCUGUUCUGUAGUGCCCUCAGCGCGUAUGACCUGGUGCUGCUGGAGGACGAGGAAAUGAACCGCAUGCACGAGUCUCUCCACCUAUUCAACAGUAUCUGCAACCACAGGUUCUUCGAGGACACCAUCCACGUGCUCUUCCUCAACAAGAAGGACGUCUUCCAAGAGAAAAUCAAGCAUGUCCACCUCAAUGUCUGCUUCCCUGACUACGAUGGGCCAAAUACAUACGAAGAUGCCAGUAACCACGUGAAGAUGCAGUUUGAGUCUCUGAACUUGAAGCAGGCGGAGAAACCCAUCUAUACCCACGUCACCUGCGCUGUAGACACAGAGGACGUGAACCAGGCCUUCGACACCAUCACAGACAUCAUCAAAAUCAAUCUAAAAGACGCCGGGCUGUUCUGAGGCAGCUCCUGAUUGAAGAACUUCCUUCCAUCCAUCAGCCAACCCCUUGGUUUUAUUUGGCCACUGUGCUGAAGGAGGUGGACAGUCGGUGGACAACUGCUUAUCGGCUGUCACCAUCACCACCUCCGAACCCUGGUUCCUCGGACGCUUCCUCUACAUCGACAUCAUCAAAGCCUUAACAUCAAGGCCAUUGGAUUGAAAGAGUAUGAAAACAUUUGUAAAAAAAAAAUUAUUAAAAAAAAGGAAAAUGCCAUAAGGCAGCAGCCAUAAGCUCUUCUUUGAGAGAGGCAUUGGACAGGUCUUAAAUUGUGGAAUGUACCUUUAAAUCCCUGAAGCUAGUGUUUUUGUCUUUACCUUCAGUAGUCUCCUGUGGUCUCCAUUUUAACUUUUUUUUUAAAGUUAUAAAGUAAACAGUUGAAAUUUAAAUAUUUCAAAAUUCUAUUUUAAUCUAUUUUAAUAGAAUAAUAACCUUUACACUUUGUAAAUAAUAGACCACUAUUUAUUUUAAGAAAGACAUCUGAAGUACUCUGAGAAAGAAGGGAUCUUGUAUUUUUGUUUUUGUGAUGUGUGGACACAUAAAAUAAAGAUGCAUAUACUUCCCU
Messenger RNA from Oncorhynchus mykiss (rainbow trout), 1655 nucleotides. Lineage: Eukaryota; Metazoa; Chordata; Actinopteri; Salmoniformes; Salmonidae. The record is from RefSeq and is a predicted model, not a curated record.